Messenger RNA from Dioscorea cayenensis subsp. rotundata (Guinea yam), 3158 nucleotides. Its product is annotated as putative vacuolar protein sorting-associated protein 13C. NCBI's taxonomy places the organism in Eukaryota, Viridiplantae, Streptophyta, Magnoliopsida, Dioscoreales, Dioscoreaceae. The record is from RefSeq and is a predicted model, not a curated record. Gene Ontology annotation, biological process: protein targeting to vacuole; protein retention in Golgi apparatus. The coding region runs from base 181 to 2889 and encodes 902 amino acids. Gene Ontology annotation, cellular component: extrinsic component of membrane. The transcript is spliced from 16 exons.
CAGAUAUGUAAUCUGUAAUGCUUGCAAGAAAGACAUUUGUUACAAACAGAAGGGCACCGAUUUUUUUUAUGGUUUACGUUCUGGACAACAUUCUCAUCUCCAUUGGUCUGACACAACAAGAUUGUGAAGUCAAAACUACAUAGAUGGCAAUUUGUGUGCUGCUGUUGGAGUGUGGUGAAAAUGUAUAUUCAAUGGGGCUUGGAAGUCAAAAUUUUGCUUAGAGAGUUGCUUGUUUCCAUUCGUUUCAAUGAGCCUGGAUGGCAGUGGUCAGGUAGCUUCCUUCCUGAUUUCCUAGGAGAUACACAAGUCAAAAUGCUCAAUUAUGCCUCUGGUGCACUAAACAUGGUUCGAGCUGAAGUACAGAAUGCUGAUUUAGCCAUUCAUGAUAACAUGACAAGGAGCUCUGAUGGAAAUUCCAUGACACAAUUAAUUCUUCUAUCUGAUGACGAAACUGGGUUUAUGCCAUACAGGAUAGACAAUUUUUCAAUGGAGAGGCUGCGAAUUUACCAGCAACGAUGUGAAAACUUUGAAACCUCUGUGAAUCCUUACACUUCUUGCCAAUAUGCAUGGGAUGAACCUUGCUAUCCUCAUCGUCUUGUUGUUGAGGUGCCUGGUGAGCGCAUUUUGGGUACAUACUGUCUUGAUGAUACCAGAGAAUAUAUGCCCAUUUUCCUUCCCUCAACAUCUGAUAAACCUGAUAGAAGAUUUCAUAUCUCGAUAACUGCUGAAGGAGCAAUUAAGGUCUUCAGCAUUGUUGAUUUAAAUUGCCAUGUAGUGAAAGAUGUGAAGGAGACUGGGCUUUUUGGAUUGAAGGAAAAGAAGGAAGUUAAUCAGAAGCGACGGUGUAAUGAUGAUUUCAGUGAGAUGAUUACAUUGCAUCUGCCUUUUGUUGGAGUUUCUUUGAUGAACUCAUCCCCACAGGAAUUGGUUUUUGCAUCUAUGAAGGAUACAACCAUUCUUUUGUUCCAGAGUUUGGAUCAGCAGAAGUUUUUGUUCCAGAUAUUAUCCCUGCAAAUCGAUAAUCAGUUGCCUGAUACCCCAUACCCUAUCACAUUAUCCUUUGAUAAUGAACUUAGGGGAAGAUCUUCCAGCUAUUUAAAAAGUAAAGAACAUUUGGUUAGAGUCCAGAAUGCCAAUAUAUCAUGUGAUAGUGCAUUGGAGUCUGUCUUUCAUUUGGCAGCUGCAAGAUGGAGGAAGCCAGAUCCUUCUUUGAUUUCCUUUGAAUAUGUGAAUUUAUGGUUGGCUCCCCUAUGCAUUGAGUUUGAUGAGCAAAUUCUUUCAAGCUUACUUGAAUUCUUCAGGACAAUAUCAUCUAGAUUGCUGAGUCAGACCAUUCAAAAUGAUUUUCAACUGCACACUCUAGAAUAUGGCACAUCAUCCAUAAAACAAUUCCUUCCAACUGUCCUUGAUUAUCAGAAUGGGCAAUAUAGCUUGUCAGGAAUUUCAAAGUGCUUGGAAACUAAGAGUACUAUAUCAUUACCUUCAGUAGCUCCAAUUGGAGCUCCAUGGCAACAAAUUUAUCUGUUUGCUAGGAAGCAGAAGAAGAUAUAUGUUGAGUUUUUUGAGUUGGCUCCUAUCAAGUUGUCUAUAAGCUUUUCAAGCACUCCAUGGAUGGUGAGGAAUGACACUCGUGCAGAAACAGAAACUUUUAUCCGCAUAAGUGGUGCAAGUUUUCAGAGAGGUCUCAUGGCACUCAUUGAUGUCGAGGGUGUACCAGUUCAUCUUAGACAACUGACUCUGGAGCAUCUUAUGGCUAGCAAGGAGUCAAUCCAGGAAAUUCUUACAAGGCAUUACACUAGACAGCUGCUUCAUGAAAUUUACAAGGUAUUUGGCUCUGCUGGUGUUAUUGGAAAUCCAAUGGGUUUUGCAAGAAAUGUUGGAGUUGGUAUCAAGGAUUUUCUCUCAGUUUCUAGCAAAGGAAUUGUGCAGAGCCCUAGUGGUCUCUUUACUGGCAUAGCACAAGGAUCAAAAAGCCUCCUUAGUAAUACAGUUUACGCUAUUAGUAGUGCUACUACUCAGUUCAGUAAAGCUGCUCACAAGGGUAUUGUUGCCUUCACAUUUGAUGAACAUACAACCAACAUGGAUGGGCAGCGGAAGGGUUCAGAUUCUGGCAACAAAGGUCUAGUAAAUGAAUUCUUGGAGGGCCUCACAGGAUUACUCCAAUCCCCAAUCAAAGGCGCUGAAAAGCAUGGGCUUCCUGGUGUUCUUUCAGGAAUUGCAAUGGGUACUGCUGGACUCGUGGCAAGACCGAUGGCUAGCAUUUUUGAAGCCAUGGGCAAAGCAGCGCAGAGCAUCAGAAACCGAAGCAGCCCCCACCAAGCUAACCGCUUCCGAGUCCGGCUUGCAAGGCCUCUAUCGAGGGAACUUCCUUUAUCGCCGUAUUCCUGGGAAGAAGCUAUUGGAGUAUCAGCUCUAUUACAAGCAGAUGAAUCAAGGCUUAAGGAUGAGAGAUUCAUAAUGUGCAAGGAACUCAAACAGGAAGGGAAAUUCAUUGUCAUCACUGAUCGACUAUUCGUGGUUGUAUGGUGCGCCCAGUUGGUUGGUUUUCGUUCUCCAGAGUUUGUUGGUGUCGCCACUGACCCAGGGUGGGUGAUCGAAACUGAGAUGAACCUGGAGAGUGUUGUUCAUAUAGAUAGGGAAGAGAACACAGUGAAUAUUGUGGGAAGCAAUCUGUCGUCUAAACAGACCAAAGGCAGCGCGAAUAAGAAUCGAAGAUGGAGCCCUCCUCCAUCCUCACCCCUUUUCCAAGUUAGUGUGGAUCUUCCAAAUGAGGAAGAAGCAAUGGGAGUUCUACAGCUUUUAGUAUCUGCCAUCGAACAAGGCCGGGAGCUGAGGCGGGGUGUGCACAUCUUAGAGCGAAGCAAUCUAAGAUGGAAGGAUCUAGUGUGAAUGAUUCAUUUUUAUUGACGGAAAUGCCAGUGUUUUUCAAUUCAGUAUGCAGCACUAUCUUUCACUGUGAUAGACCACACACCCACACAAAGGGAUCUUUCUUUCAACCUGCAUAUUUGUGUAGAUAUAUAGCCUAAAGGAAAGUAGCCGUAAAACAUUAACUCGUAGUUUGUUGUAAGCGAGAGGAAGACUAUGUUUUUCCAUACAUGAUUUAUCACUGUAAAGCUUUUGUUCUCUUCUUCUUUUCUUAUAUGAUGAGCAAUAUCACA